UAGUAGGCAUAAAUCUAAUGAUACAAAACCCCCCCCCACAAAAAAUAAUAAUAAUAAUUCCAGGUUGUUAGGCAACGACAUAGGAAAAAUGCCAAAGGGGUCAAUACUUUCGCAGGCUCCUGUAUGUCAAGUUAUAAAACUGUAUUUCAUUUAAACACUUUUGCUCAAUGCUAUAUUUACAGUCCUGUUUCAACCUGGGAUUUACUAAUACGUGUGGUACUAUGGAUGCUUCAACGGGUCAAAUAGUGGUGUUAGAUCCUAUUAAAAUGAAUUCUAGAUCAAUCCCAGGUUCAUUGACAACGGGACGCCAAUGUAGCCUAAAGCAUGAGCUGUUGGUUGCAUGUCCAGUUGUCUUAACAUUAACACUGGUUAAGUAAGCAUGUUGAUGUUGAGCUGCCGAACCCAGCACUGACACAGUCACUAACUCUAACCCGCUUCUCUUCUCUCACCAUGCUAACCAUGCUAACAACAGGAGGAUGACGAGGGCAGCUGGGCCCAGACGCUGGCAUAUGGAGACAUGAACCAUGAGUGGAUUGGUAACGAGUGGCUGCCCAGCCUGGGUCUGCCCCAGUACCGGUCCUACUUCAUGGAGUCCCUGGUAGACGCACGCAUGCUGGAUCACCUCACCAAGAAGGACAUGAGGGGACAGCUUAAAAUGGUGGACAGUUUCCACAGGAACAGUUUCCAGUGUGGGGUUAUGUGUCUGAGGAGACUGAACUACGACAGGAAGGAGCUGGAGAGGAGGCGUGACGAGACCCAGCUUGAGCUGCAAGGUAACAGCUGGGAUAACGACGUGCUGGUGUGGAGCAACGAGCGUGUGAUCAGCUGGGUACAGGCCAUGGGGCUGAAGGAGUACAGUAACAACCUGCUGGAGAGCGGCGUGCACGGAGCCCUGCUGGCCCUGGAUGAAACCUUCGACCACAACGCCCUGGCCCUGCUGCUGCAGAUCCCCACGCAGAACACACAGGCGAGAGCGGCUCUGGAGAGUGAGUACAACAGUCUACUGUCCAUCGGUACAGAGAGGAAACUGGAUGAGGAGGACGAUAACAAUUUCCGGCGCGCCCCCUCCUGGAGGAAGAAGUUCCGGCCCAAAGACGCACGGGAUGUCCCGGGCUCGCCCGACCUCCCUGCCCGCCAACUUCAGACUGACCAAUAG
Molecule: messenger RNA, 1156 nt
Organism: Oncorhynchus gorbuscha (pink salmon)
Lineage: Eukaryota; Metazoa; Chordata; Actinopteri; Salmoniformes; Salmonidae
Product: liprin-alpha-1-like
Exons: 6
Coding region: 518-1156 (212 amino acids)
Biological process (GO): synapse organization
Cellular component (GO): presynaptic active zone
Molecular function (GO): protein binding
Source: RefSeq, a predicted model, not a curated record